Paramecium tetraurelia is the source of this 579-nucleotide messenger RNA. RefSeq lists its product as uncharacterized. NCBI's taxonomy places the organism in Eukaryota, Ciliophora, Oligohymenophorea, Peniculida, Parameciidae. The record is from RefSeq and is a predicted model, not a curated record. The transcript has a single exon.
AUGGAUAAAGAAUUAUUAAUUGAUUGUCUCUACAAUAAAGAUGUCAUCAAAUAUCAUCUUUCUUCAACAAGGAAGGCUUAAAAUGAUAUUUUGACUAAGAAACCAUCACCUUAAUUUUAUCAUGCGCAAUCCUCAAAAUAUGGAGUUAGACAACCAGUUUAAAUAAAGAAUCCUUUACUUAUCAAAUCUUUAUUCUCAUCAAGAAAAUAUUCAAAGGAGAAAGACAUAUCACUUCCUAUAUGUGCAUUUAAAAUUUUACCAACCUAAACAUUGGCUUCAUUUUAGACUGAUCGUAUACAUAGUAAAUGUCCUGCAUUUAAGAAACUGAAACUAAAAUUGGGAUUAAAAUAAUAAAAUAAUGUUCCUGAUGAAUAACUAAGGGUCGAAACUGCUCCUGCUAUAUGCAGAAGCCAAACUAGUGCGAAACAAACAAUUACUAACAUAUUAAAAAGCUAACCUAGUAUUGAAAAAAAGACAAAAAAGUCAGAACCUACAUUUACAUUUAACAGGAACGAUUGGGGGAUUGGUGGAUGGAAUAUAGUUGAAGAUAAUUAUGAUGCUAAGAUGUUUGUGGAUUGA